This is a messenger RNA of Bombina bombina (fire-bellied toad), 1032 nucleotides long. Its product is annotated as cyclin-Q-like. The record is from RefSeq and is a predicted model, not a curated record. The transcript has a single exon. Gene Ontology annotation, biological process: regulation of transcription by RNA polymerase II. Gene Ontology annotation, molecular function: cyclin-dependent protein serine/threonine kinase regulator activity. Gene Ontology annotation, cellular component: nucleus. The coding region runs from base 240 to 959 and encodes 239 amino acids. NCBI's taxonomy places the organism in Eukaryota, Metazoa, Chordata, Amphibia, Anura, Bombinatoridae.
AAUCUAGCUGCUACCACACGUAUACUGCUGGUAAUGUGAGAGAGAAAAAAAACUAUUCGAUGGGUGGCAAUUCAUGGUGAUACUUCAGUAUCAUGGAUGAGGUAAAAAGAUCAGGAGCUGAAGGGAUGCUGUGCUGAGCCAGGAGCAUCAUGGAGGCGCACGACAGAACUAUGAACCAUGAUAAAUAGAUGCCAUAAUACAGAUAAGACCACAGAGAGUGGAAGAAAUAAGGAAUUAUAAUGGAAUCCGGUAGUACAGACCAGUCUGAAAGAGACAAAAGAAUAAAAAUCCAUUUUAAAAUGACUAAGUUUAUCAUGGAAGCAGGCAUUAAGCUCGGGAUGCAAUCAAUCCCUAUAGCAACAGCAUGUACAAUUUACCACAAGUUUUUCCACGAAACCAGCUUGGAUAACUAUGACCCAUACUUGGUGGGCAUGUCUGCUAUUUACCUGGCUGGGAAGGUGGUGGAACAGCACCUGAGGACACGAGAUAUCAUAAAUGUAUGCCAUAGGUAUUUAAAUCCAGAGAGUGAGCCUUUGGAAGUGGACACACAGUUUUGGGAACUGAGAGACAGUAUUGUACAGCUUGAGUUACUGAUGCUUAGACUGUUAAAUUUCCGAGUCUCUUUUCAGCAUCCACACAAAUAUCUUCUACAUUAUCUUAUUUCUUUAAAAAACUGGAUGAAUCGGCACAGCUGGGACCGGACGCCUAUUGCAACAGCUUCCUGGGCACUUCUCAGGGAUAACUACCAUGGUGACCUGUGUCUGCGAUAUGAAGCACAACAUAUAGCUGUAGCAGUAUUGUAUUUUGCCCUACAAUGUUAUGGUGUAGAUGUGCCCAGUAAUGACACCGCAGAGACUCCGUGGUGGCAGGUUUUUAGUGAAGAUGUCACACUUAUGUUAAUCAACAACAUCAUAUGUGAUCUGAUACACAUUUAUACUUUGGAUACCGAAAUCGCUUGAGCCUUACCUGAAGAGGAUCUUUCAUCACUUAACAGUUACCAUGACAACUUUAAAUACAUUCUGUAUAUCUUCG